Molecule: messenger RNA, 2995 nt
Organism: Poecilia latipinna (sailfin molly)
Lineage: Eukaryota; Metazoa; Chordata; Actinopteri; Cyprinodontiformes; Poeciliidae
Gene: col8a2
Product: collagen, type VIII, alpha 2
Exons: 3
Coding region: 325-2382 (685 amino acids)
Molecular function (GO): protein binding
Source: RefSeq, a predicted model, not a curated record
GUUUUGGUUGUUUUCAUCCUUUUUUGUCUAUUCGACUCUCUGCACUUGCAGCAAGCACUGGACCAGUUUAGAGUGCCAGCUCUUUGCCCCGAAGGACGCCUCUCCUUAUUUUUGGCUGCAUGUUCACUGACUAUCUGAUACUGCCACAUCUCAUGGGAGACACGUGUGGCUGAACCAAGGAGGGCGGCAGAAGAGAGAGACCCACCUGAGGAGCACACCUACAGCUGCCCCGACCCACCUGCCCUACAACCCCCCUCCAACCUUCUGCCCCCCACGCACCCCCACCACAGAGGGUGAGAUCUUUGUGUGUAUGAGAAGCUUGGGAUGCUGGUGAUCAUGCUGUUGGCUCCUGUCUGCGUGCUGCUGAUGCUUGGGGGCCGUGCGUUUGCUGGAGGUUACCCCCCCAUCCCUCACGUGAAGUACAUGCAGCCCAUGAUGAAAGGACCUGUUGGACCUCCAUUUCGAGAGGGCAAGGGACAUUAUGUUGAUAUGCCACCUAUGAUGAAAGGGGAACCAGGUCCUCAAGGGAAACCUGGACCAAGAGGCCCUGCUGGGCCACCAGGAUUACCAGGAAAGCCUGGACUGGGAAAACCAGGUCUCAAUGGACAACCAGGGCCUCAGGGACCUCCAGGCUUUACAGGAAUUGGUAAGCCUGGACUCCCAGGUCUCCCAGGAAAGAUUGGGCCAAAUGGAAUGCCAGGAGUUAAUGGCGAGGUUGGACCUCGUGGUGAGCCAGGUCCCCGUGGACUUCCUGGGCCUCCUGGUGUCCCAGGCCCUGCUGGUUUAUCACUGAAUGGAAAACCUGGGCUCCCAGGUAUCAGAGGUCCUCCUGGAGCUCGGGGUGAGCCAGGAUUAAAAGGUAUUUCUGGCCCACCAGGUGAACGUGGACUUAAGGGUGAGAACGGUAAUGGGAAACCAGGAAUUCCAGGUAUCAGGGGGCCACCGGGUCUAAAAGGCAAUACAGGACCCCCUGGUUUUCCAGGUAUUGGCAAACCAGGACAGAAAGGUUUACCAGGACCACCUGGACUUAAAGGUGAUGAAGGACUGCCAGGAAAACUAGGAGAACCAGGACAGCCUGGGCCACCAGGUCUACAAGGUCUUCCUGGGCCAGCUGGGUUGGGGAAGCCUGGUCUAGAUGGACUUCCAGGAACACCGGGUCCAGUGGGUCCUAAGGGUGAACAAGGGACCCGAGGAAAUCCUGGAAUUCCUGGCGCACCUGGCUAUGGAAAACCUGGUCUAAAUGGGCCAAAGGGGGAAAAGGGUCAUGGUGGAUUUCCAGGUGUCCCUGGGGACAAGGGAGAACAAGGAAUAGUGGGUCCAAUUGGGGCGCCAGGUCUUGAUGGACAACCUGGACCACAAGGCAUUCAAGGUCCAAUGGGACUUCCAGGAAAACAUGGAAUGCCAGGCCUGAAGGGAGAGCUAGGACCCAAGGGACCCCCAGGAUUGCCUGGACUCAAAGGUGACCAAGGCCCCAGUGGAAUCCCUGGGCGACCUGGUUUCCCAGGAGAAAAGGGCAUCUCUGGACCUAAUGGUCCUAUUGGUAAACCAGGCCCUAAAGGUGAGCCAGGGCAAAUUGGCCAACCUGGGAAUCCAGGGUUGACAGGUUCUCCAGGGCCUAAAGGUGAGGCAGGCUUUAUAGGGACUCCAGGCCCCAGAGGUCAGUCAGGAAUUCCUGGUCUCCAAGGGCCUAUGGGUCCAAUGGGCCCACAGGGUGCCCCUGGACCAAGGGGAGAAGCUGGACUUCCAGGGCCUCCAGGGUUAGGCAAACUGGGUGACAAGGGUUCAAUGGGUCCACAAGGUCCACCAGGAAAACCAGGGCCUUCUGGGCUUAAUGGUAUGCCUGGUCCACCUGGUCCUCCUGGACCUCCUGGCCCUCCAGGAAAUGGCCAAACUGUUGCUGCAGGGGUCACCGAUGGAGGACUGGGUGGGGAAGAAGUACCUGGGGACAGGAAGGGUCCUGCAUACACUCAAGUUCUCUCUGCCUCACUAGCGCCAGCGUUCACUGCUAUUCUCACCACACCAUUCCCACCUUCCGCCCUGCCAAUCAAAUUUGAUAGGACCCUGUAUAAUGGACAAAAUGCUUACAGCACUUCUACUGGCAUCUUCACCGCUCCUUUAUCUGGCGUCUACUACUUUGCGUACCACAUGCACGUGAAGGGAACUAGCCUGUGGGUGGCUUUGUACAAGAACAAUGUGCCAGCCACUUAUACCUACGAUGAAUACAAGAAAGGCUACAUGGACCAAGCAUCUGGCAGUGCAGUCCUAGAGCUUAAAGAAGGUGACGAGGUAUGGGUUCAAAUGCCCUCAGAUCAAGCAAACGGCCUUUACUCUACCGAGUACAUCCACUCCUCCUUUUCAGGAUUCCUGCUCUGUCCCACAUAACCUUUUCUUCUUCUUCUUCUUCUUAUUCUUCUUCUUCUUCUUCUUCUUCUUCUUCUUCUUCUUCUUCUUCUUAUUCUUCAAAAAAAAAGUUCUUAUAUUUGUGACUCAGAUCAGCCCUAUACCCAAGACACCUGCAGCCAUAAUAAAAACACACAAAAAAACAUAACAUGUUAAAAAAAUACUACAAUCACAUUAUUUCUCUCACCUCCAACAGUCUCAGUUUGAAAAAAUAAAUAAAUUGUGAAUUCUAUAUGAAAUGUUAAAAGGCAGGGGAAGGAUUGUUAUACUGUGUUCUUUUAAUGUCCUUCAAAUGUAUGUUUUAGGUUAUAUUUUGUGAUGUUUUUUAGCCUAUAUAAUUUUAAUUAUUAUAUUGUCAUAUUUUGUUGUUAUUAUUUGAACCUUGUCAUCAGUAUCGCUUUUGUCUGUUUGAUUUAGACUUGUAAGUGCCUUACACGUAAAGAGUGAGUAACAGACCUUCCCGUGUGACUGCACAUACUGUCAGACAAUAUGGUCACCAAAACAUGGGGCGGGAGGGAGACACGUUUCCCCGGCAGCAGUUGCUUCUGUGUGUGUAAUUUAAAUAAUUAUUUGGGGGAAAAAAGAAAAAGAAAAA